AUUCUUCUGUAAUACGAAUCUAACUAUUUAUUCUUCUUCAAAUUUCUUCUUGAGUAAGUUUUCUUGUGCACUUGUUUUGCCAUCGACAAUGGCUGAAAAAACGGCAGCGGCACCCCAAGUCUCGGACAGCAAUAACCAGUUCGCCAAUAACCUAUACCAUAUUUUGGCUGAAACAUCACCAGGAAAUAUAAUCUUCUCUCCUAUCAGCCUUCAUGCUGUUCUUUCCAUGGCUUACCAAGGCGCUCGGGGUACAACAGCUGAAAAAUUUGCUUCCACGUUAAAAGUGCCGGACGCUAAAGUUGCUAAAGAUGGUUACAGUGUUAUAAUGAACCAUCUCAAUUCUGUUCCCGACGUUACACUUUUGAUGGCUAAUAAAGUUUACCUUAUGGAAGGAGAUACACUUUUACCAGAAUUCAAAGAAGCUAUCACUAACAAUUUCCUGUCUGAUGUCCAGUUACUUAAUUUUGGUGACCAGACGGCAGCUGCUACAAGUAUUAACACUUGGGUUGAAGAGAAAACACAAGAAAAAAUCAAGGAUUUAGUGAAGAAAGAAGAUUUAAAUGAAUCCACGCGUUUAGUUCUUGUAAACGCUAUUUAUUUCAAGGCCAUGUGGAAGCACGUAUUUAAGAAGGAAUCCACCAAAACUCAACCAUUCUAUCUAAAUGAUAUAGAUUCAGUAAAUGUGCAAAUGAUGCAUAUGAGAAAGAAGUUUAAUUUUAACGCAGUUAAGGAAUUGGAAGCGCAAAUCUUAGAAUUGCCAUACACCAAUGGAAACAUAAGUAUGGUCAUUAUUUUACCUUUCGAGAGAAAUGGAAUUGCCGAGUUGGAAAAGAAGCUGGCUACUGUAGACUUGGCUAAAAUUACAAAUGAGCUGUACAACCAACAAGUUACCGUUGCCUUGCCAAAAUUCAAAAUUGAACAAACCAUUGAUUUAAAAGAUUCUUUAAUCAAGCUUGGACUUGGCGAAAUAUUUGAUGGAUCUGCAGCUAAUUUCAGCGGCAUGAUUAGUUCAAAAGAACCCCUACAUGUAAGCAAAGUCAUACAGAAAGCGUUUAUUGAAGUAAAUGAGGAAGGAUCUGAGGCAGCAGCGGCCACUGCAAUGAUAAUGAGGGGUAGGUGUCAUAUAGAAGGUCCAGACAUCACCUUCAUUGCUGAUCAUCCAUUUGUUUUUGUGUUGCUGGAAAAAUCCACUGAAACACAUAUUUUAUUUACUGGAAAAAUAAUUAACCCGCAACUUUAAGAAUCAAGCUGUAUUUUCUUUGGAACAGAAGUAACAAUUUAAGGUGUAAAAUAAAUAGUUGUGUCGUU
Zophobas morio is the source of this 1308-nucleotide messenger RNA. RefSeq names its product leukocyte elastase inhibitor A-like. Gene Ontology annotation, molecular function: serine-type endopeptidase inhibitor activity. The coding region runs from base 89 to 1240 and encodes 383 amino acids. The record is from RefSeq and is a predicted model, not a curated record. NCBI's taxonomy places the organism in Eukaryota, Metazoa, Arthropoda, Insecta, Coleoptera, Tenebrionidae. The transcript has 3 exons.